Molecule: messenger RNA, 1738 nt
Organism: Durusdinium trenchii
Lineage: Eukaryota; Dinophyceae; Suessiales; Symbiodiniaceae
Source: the annotation of a GenBank genome assembly
UAUGGUUUGCUCCCACUGAUCCUUUUGUUUGCGGUGAGCGUGCCAAGUAAUUUAGGCACGGCCGCUGGUUGUUGCGAGUAGUGCAAAUGGGCCAGUCACAAAGUGACGAGCAUAGCGAGGCAUCCAGCACCAGCACCUUGGAGGACGAAUAUGCGUCGCUGAACACCACGGAGCUGCAGGCCUUGGCCGUUCAGCGGGGCUUACCAGUCCCGGUCGCUGCGGAGAGGGCCUUGCUGCUGCCGCUGCUGCGAAGCUAUGACAUCGGACGCCGAGUCGGCAGUGGGGGUAUGUGUUCUCGCACUGUGAGCCAUGAGAGUGACCCUCUCGCUGGGCGAGGUUCCAGCAAACAAGUUUGCUCCUCGGUGCUCUCGGUCUUGCAGAAGAUUCGAGAUGCGCCAGGCCACAUGGGCUGCGACAUCGGCGGAUCAUUGGCCAAGAUGGUCAUGGCCUUUCCCGAAGAUCAAGCAGAACAAGCAGAGAUUUUUCCAGAGAAGUUCGGUACUUCAGGACGUUGUCAUCGACACUUGCAGAUGACAUUGAAGAACGCGGAUCAGAGCUUUUUGCUAACCUUCCUGUCUGGUGCCACCUCACAGCUGGAGGAAGCGGUGGCGCACUUGGGCGACUGCCGGCGCCAGGCCUCGGAAGGCCACCUGGUGCGCCUGGCCCAGCUGCGCGGCAGCGCCGAGCGGGAGCGGUCGCCGAUGUCGCCGGGGCGCGAGAGCGAGGACAGUGAGGGCAGGCCUUUUGCGCGGACGUUUUCCAGCUGGUCCGAUGAAGUCUUCACUUCUUCCAACAAAGCCCACCGUCGAAUGGCCACCGCCGGCGGCGGCGCUUGUAAAUUUGCUCCCCUCUUCCGGGAUGCUUUGCGCGUGGAGUUGGAGCCCGUGCGGGAGAUGCGAGCCAUGGUGGAUGGUUUCCUUCUUUUGGCGCCCAGUGCUUCCCUGGGCACGGACAGCACUGGCGGCAGCAAUGAGUUGAGCCAUCAAGACAUCUUCACCAUCAACGAGGACGGAACGACUGUGUCCAGACCAUGGCCCGAACCGCUUUUUCCAUUGAUCCUGGUCAUCAUGGGUACUGGAGUCUCGGUCCUCCGUGUGGACUCAGCACAGUGUGGCGACUUCGUGCGUGUGGGCGGCACCGCCUGCGGCGGAGGCACCUUCCUGGGCUUGGCAAGGCUUUUGACCUCGGCGACGAGCUUUGAGGAGGCCCUGGAGAUGGCGAGCUGGGGGGACGCUUCCAAUGCAGACAAGCUUGUGAGUGACAUCUACGGAGAGGAAGGGUGCUCCACGUUGGGGUUGCCGGGGAACUUGACGGCGUCGAACUUUGGAAAGCUGGGUGAGAGUGUUGAAGGAUGCUGCGAGAACGACUUGGCACGUUCCUUGUUGCAAAUGGUCACUCAGCAGUCAGUUCUGUUGGCCUCGGCUCACGCCCGCCUUGCUGGCUGCAUCAACAGGGUGUUCUUUGCCGGUGGCUUCGUGGAUGAGAAGAACGUCAUUGCCCGCAAGUCCAUCGCCCUGAACUUCCGGAACCUCGGAGGCUGCGCCUAUUUCCUGCGCCACUCUGACUUCCUCGGCGCCCUGGGCAGCCUGCAGGGCGCCCUCCGCGCCGCCGGAGGAGAUGCUUCGCCCAAGUGACGUGAUCAGACCUGGCCAGCCGCCUGGCCGGGCCUGGGAAAGCCAAAGAUCCAAAUGACAAUUAGAAACCGCCACAUUCCAUCGAAUGCUCAAAUUCCUCGGUC